Messenger RNA from Labrus bergylta (ballan wrasse), 849 nucleotides. NCBI's taxonomy places the organism in Eukaryota, Metazoa, Chordata, Actinopteri, Labriformes, Labridae. The record is from RefSeq and is a predicted model, not a curated record.
AUGUUUUCUGUAGCUCUGCUGCUGCUGCUGGCAGCUGGAUGUGUGAAGUGUGAACAGUUGACACAGCCAGCCUCUGUGACUGUGCAGCCAGGUCAGAGUCUGACCAUCACCUGUCAGGUCUCUUAUUCUGUUAGCGGCUACUGGACAGCCUGGAUCAGACAGCCUGCAGGGAAAGGACUGGAGUGGAUUGGAAUAAGAUACACUGGAGACACUUACUACAAAGAUUCACUGAAGAACCAGUUCAGUAUCGACUUAGACGCCUCUAAUAACAGGGUGACCCUAAACGGACUGAAUAUGCAGCCUGCAGACACUGCAGUGUAUUACUGUGCCAGAGACCCACAAUCAGGACUUGGUGUUGAGAUGUAUCACUGUGCUUACUUUGACUACUGGGGUCAAGGGACUGCAGUCACUGUUAAUUCAGGAACUGCACCGACUCUGUUCCCUGUGGUUCAAUGCGGCUCUGGGACUGGAAAUCAAAUCACUGUUGGUUGUCUGGCUCAUGACUUCAUCCCAAAGAGUACUUUCCAGUGGACGGAUGACAGCGGGACCAGUUUACCUUCUGUACAAUAUUCUACAACUGUCAAUGACAACAAAUUCACAGGUCUUAGUCUGGCCCGAGUAUCCAAAUCUGACUGGGAUUCAGGGAACUCUUUUAACUGUGCUUUGACGUAUCCUGGAGGAUCCAAAAGUGUCAAAGUUGAAAUGCCCGAACUCCCUCCAAAGAUAACGUUGGUAUUGGUGCCAAGAGGAGACACUCAGGCUCUGAUGUGUUCAAUUUAUGAUUUUUUUCCCAAUGAAUUGACGGUAAAAUGGAAGAAAAAUGAAAUAGAAGAAACUGGCUUCACUACU